AGCAUGUAAUAUGACAUAGUAUACCUGGUAAACCAGCAGAAAGGGUAAACAUAACAACAUGGAGAUUAAAAUAUACACAUGAGGAGGAAGGGAUUCAGUUUGGUUAGAUGGUACACUGUGUGACUCAUUAAAAUACAUGAUAUCCUCCUUUAAGUAAACAAAGGGAUUUCAGGCCACAGAAUGUGGAAAUUCGAUCCUUGGAAUCUUUACCAUCCUUCAGUUAUUUGAGACUUGAUCGACAGUAGCAACAGGAGAUAGGAAUUAAACUAAAGUAAAACAUAUUAGAAGCAUCUUGAUGGAUGUUAAAACACAAGAACAAUAUAACUUUGGUUUAUAUUAUUAGCAUUUGUUGGACACACAAACGCAAAAUGGAUGCUUCACUCUUCCAAGUUCUGACACUCUGCUGGAUAUUUUGUUUUUUAGCCAGUGACUUUUACCAAGUGACUACUGGAUUUAACAUUGACUUAAAGCAGCCUAUGGUUUAUGAGACACGAAUGAGUAGUUACUUUGGAUAUGCCGUAUCACUACAUAAAAAUGGAAAUGACGCUUGGCUUCUCAUAGGGGCCCCUCGUUAUCGAACUGACCAAGAUCGAAUAAGUAAUGGCGGAAGUGUAUUCAGGUGUAGCCCCGAUCGGGAGAAUUAUUGUGAAGAGAUAUCUUUUGAUAAAACUGGAAAUGAACAAUUAACGGACUAUCCCAAAUAUAGUGAAGAAAAAUCAAACCAAUUUAUGGGUGCAACUGUUUAUAGCUCUGGAGUAAAUGGCAAAAUAGUUGCGUGUGCCCCAAAUUAUCGACGCUAUGACAACGAGUCUGAUUAUCCAGUUGGAAUAUGUUAUACAACAUCGAGUAACAUGAGAGAUUUUAAAAAGUUUUCCCCUUGCCGUGGUAAAUGGGGAACUCGAGGUCACUGCCAGGCAGGAAUAUCUGCCGUCAUAACACCUGGUUAUUCAUUAGCGCGACUCGUCAUGGGCGCAGUCGGAAGUUACUCAUGGCAGGGCCAAGUGAUCACCCAGGAUCUCUACUGGGAGUCUGACUACUCUGAAACUGACGAAUGUACUGAGGAAAAUGCUAACAUUAACGAAUGCAAUGGGACUGAUUAUAACUCGUAUAUGGGUUACUCCAUGGCUUUUGGCGAAUUCACAGGGGGUGGUACAACAGAUUAUGUCACUGGUAUUCCUAGGGGUGGAGGUCUAAAAGGACAGUUUGCAGUAUAUAACCAGCAGUUAAAACUACUCGCAAAAAUCACUGGUGAUCAGAUUGGGUCAUAUUUCGGAGCUUCUCUCGCAGUUAGUGAUUUCAACGAUGAUGGCUAUGACGAUAUCGCAGUUGGUGCCCCACUGUAUACCGAGGACUUUGGAAAAUUAGAAGAAACAGGACGUGUCUAUGUUUAUUACCAGGAUGAUAAUCACAAAUUCCCUUCACACAGUACAUUAAUUGGAUUCACAAGUGGCUCGAGAUUUGGCUUCUCACUUGCAGCAUUAAGUGACAUUAACAAUGAUAAGUUUAAUGACUUGGCAAUAGGGGCUCCAUAUGACGGUGGUGACAGACAGGGGGCUGUUUACAUACACCUUGGGUCUAUUAAUGGGCUAAAGGAAGAACACUCCCAGGUUAUCUAUGCAUCUUAUAUAGACCCCGGAAUUAAAGCUUUUGGUUGGUCUUUAGCUGGAGGGCUAGAUAUGGAUGGUAAUUUAUACCCAGAUGUCUUAGUAGGUGCAUAUGCUAAUGACAGUGCCGUCUUAUUAAAAACACGUCCAGUUAUUAAUAUCCAAAGUAAUGUGACACUUGAACCUGAUGUAGUAGACUUAGAAAAUAAAACUUGUCAAUUGUCAACUGGAGAAUGGGUGACGUGUAUAUCAGUCACUACAUGUGUCGCGUAUACUGGACUUGGGGCACCAACAUCACUUAAACUGGAUUUGAAUUGGAAUCUUGACCCCGAAACAAAUGUUUCUCGACUUAUGUUCUAUUCUGGUGAUGAAAGACAAACAAAAAUGAAUGUAGCUGUUCCUCUCAAUGACAAUGUAGCGUGGUGUAGGACAACAGAAACAUUCAUAAAAAAUAACAUACGGGAUAAAGUGACACCUAUAUCUGUGGAUGUGAAUUACAGCCUGGGUGAAUCUAUAUUAUAUACUCCUGUUGCAAAUUCACCAGGAUCCUCUCUAAUUCCAAUCCUGGAUAAUACAAUUGAAAACACUGCGAGAGGAUCAGCUGAAAUUCUAAAAAAUUGUGGUGAGGAUAAUAUUUGUAGUCCGGAACUUGUUGUCUCUGCACACGGUUUAACUGUAGAGCAUAUUCUGGGACAAAAUGAACCAAUUGAGUUACAUGUGGCUGUUGAAAAUAUAGGCGAGAAUGCUUUCCUCGCUCUGUUGACCAUAGAACUGCCACCGGGUACCAAAUACAGACGUAUAUAUGACGUAACUGCAGACACACCCAUCAGUUGUACACCAGUAGAAAUGGAAGAUAUGGACAUUGUUUCUUGCGAUAUUGGGAAUCCAUUGCCACGUAACCACAAAGCAGAGCUGAUAUUGAGUGUUGUUGUCGUUAAUGUUAGCAUCAUAGAGCACCUGACGUUUGAAGUAAUUGCUAAUAGUUCACAAGCUGAAGAAUCAAGUGAUAUACGUGUCCUUGUUGAUAUCCCUGUAGAUGUCGUUGCUAACAUUGAAAUAAUUGGAGUUUCUAAACCUGAGCAAGUUGUCUACAAUGCGACGCAGAUUAAGUACACACACCCUUCUGUUCAGAAACAAAUUGGCCCAAAAGUGACACAUUUAUUCGAAGUUCAUAAUUCUGGUCCGAGUGCUAUAAGCACAACCAAUGUUGAGAUUUUAUGGCCUAGUCAGUUUGAAGAUGGAGGCCAUUUGUUAUAUCUCACCGAGCUACCCAAAGUUAUUGUUGGUCGUGGGACAUGUACUGUUGAUACGGUUAACCCUGAGGAUAUCCCGGUGAAUAAAGUAGAUAGUGUCAAAUCCAAAUUUCGUAGGUCAGUAGAGGUAGAUGCCUCAAAAUUAGAGGAACAGUCACGUUAUCGUUUGAGUUGUGAAUCGACAUGGUGUACAAGGAUUGUAUGUGAUAUACAGGACAUGAAACAAGAUACCACCGCUUUAAUUCAAAUCCAUAGCCAUCUCUGGUUGGCAUCAUUCACUAAAGACCGGCUGCAGAGUAUGACUAUUAUAUCAAAAGCCGAAGCUUUGGUGGUAGAAAUGCCAUAUAAAAUAAAACCUCUUGUGUAUUCACAUGACGCUGACUCAGUCUCAACGUAUGUAAGCCCCAGUGGCUUUCAACCUGCAUCAAAAUCUGUAGAGUUAUGGAUCAUAAUCGUUGCUGCACAUGUUGGGAUCUUACUUCUUGUUAUUCUUGUAGUUAUUUUCUGGAAAUGUGGCUUUUUUAAGAGAACGCGAUAUCCAGAAUACCAAGGAGAAAUCAUACCAGAACAGGAAAAACUUAAUCCUGAUCCAGAGGCUGAUAUUAACAAAAAUUGUUGAGAUGAUUUGUUGGAUUGUUUCCAAAUGUUAACAGCUGUGUAAAAAUUGAAGUUAAUUUUGUUAGAGCCUAACAAAUUUUUCCCAUUCCUCAUAUAACAAACUUUGAAAAUCAAAUUGUAAUUACCAAAAUGUUCAUCAUACCCAUUUCCCCUAAUAAGAUUAACUUCAACUGUUGUCACAACCGUUGUCUCAACUGUUGACAAUUGGACACCAUUCCCCAAAUACUGUAAAUGUAAACUUGUCAUAAUUUUAUCAUAAAGCACAAAGGCCAAUAUCAGUAGAAAAACUUAAAGAGGCUCAAUUUUUUCUACUUUUUAUGGCUACUGUAUACUGUAAGUCAUGCUCAAUAAUCAUUGCCAUGGAGACUUCCUUAAUAUGGAGGCUUACAUCUCAGCAUAUUUCCAAAAUAAAUGUUAUUUUCCAUUUUGAGCCAUUAUAAUGUAUAUUUCAUUUGUAAAAAAAACAUUCAGUUUCAUUUUCUUUCUCUGUGCUAUAUUUUUGAAUACAUGCACUUAUAAUAUACUUUGAACAUUUCAUAUGUAAAUAGAAUUCAAAUGAGAAACUUGUACAAAUUGCUCAUAUAAUUUUGAUAUAAAAUUGUAACCAAGAUUUUAUACUUGUACAUGUAUUAUUUGACAUAAAUGAUUAAGCGGAAAUAAGAACAUGUAUGUUAUAACAUAAUAGGUUAUUUUGUUUCUGAAUACUUCUACCUG
Molecule: messenger RNA, 4189 nt
Organism: Owenia fusiformis
Lineage: Eukaryota; Metazoa; Annelida; Polychaeta; Sabellida; Oweniidae
Source: the annotation of a GenBank genome assembly